Messenger RNA from Jaculus jaculus (lesser Egyptian jerboa), 198 nucleotides. Its product is annotated as cyclin-dependent kinases regulatory subunit 2-like. The record is from RefSeq and is a predicted model, not a curated record. Gene Ontology annotation, molecular function: protein kinase binding; histone binding; cyclin-dependent protein serine/threonine kinase activator activity. The coding region runs from base 1 to 198 and encodes 65 amino acids. The transcript has a single exon. Gene Ontology annotation, cellular component: cyclin-dependent protein kinase holoenzyme complex; SCF ubiquitin ligase complex. Lineage: Eukaryota; Metazoa; Chordata; Mammalia; Rodentia; Dipodidae. Gene Ontology annotation, biological process: regulation of mitotic cell cycle.
AUGGCCCACAAGCAGAUUCACUACUCAGACCAGUACUUGAAGUGCCGACAUGUCAUGUUACCCAGAGAACUUUCCAAACAAGUACCUAAGACCCACCUCAUGUCUAAAGAGGAGUGGAGAGGACUUGGUGUCCAACGGAGACUAGGAUGGGUUCAUGACAUGAUUCAAGAGCCAGAACCACACAUUCUUCUUAGGUGA